AAACGAACGAACGAAUGAGAGCCAGUCAGUCAGCAUCACGUGCGCGGACGUGACGGGUGUGUCUUUUGUUGCUCCGUUGCGAUAUUCACGCGCCACUUGACACUCGUGCCGUGCUCAAUAAUGACAUUAGUGCAUCGCUGUGACACAUAGUGUGUGUUCCUGCCGAUAUAUAGUGUCAUUUGCAGGUUCCUCCAGUGAUUGGCAAGUAAUGAAGAUAACUUUAUGAUAAAACUUGGGCAUCCUUUGCCUUGUCUGUGAAUAAUAAUUUGACGCUUUAGUGUGCAAUGCUAACAAGUACUAGCCGGUGAGUGUGAGUGCGAUGGCGAGGCGCACGCUGGCGGCCAUCUUGCUGCUUUGCGUGCUCGAGGCGGCGCGUGCGCACCACUACACGCCGACAUGGGCUGUACACGUGCCAGCAGGGAAAGAAGCAGCUGACGCGGUCGCCAGGGACCACGGCUUUGUCAAUCUUGGAGAGAUAUUUGACAACCAUUUCCACUUCCAUCACAACCGUGUGUCGAAGCGAUCGCUGCACCCUGCGCGAGAGCACCAUGGCAAACUCGAGGCGGACACCAGGGUACGUUCAGCCAAGCAGCAACAAGUCUUGUCUAGGAAGAAAAGGGAUCUGAUACCCACCACAGUGGAAACAGCACCAUAUAAACUGCCAAUCCCGUCUACCGCUACGAAACGCGACGCAGGCGCAAGUUCCAAGCGCGAAAUUCCACGAAUAAAAGACAGGCCGCGGUCCACAGAAACCAAGUUCAUACUCAACGAUCCCAAGUGGCCUCACAUGUGGUAUUUAAAUCGAGGAGGCGGCCUGGACAUGAAUGUGAUUCCGGCGUGGCGGGAAGGCAUUACAGGCCGCGGAGUCGUCGUCACGAUCCUCGACGACGGCCUGGAAACUGAUCAUCCUGAUUUAAUCAAUAAUUACGAUCCAAUGGCGUCGUACGACGUGAACUCUCACGACUCCGACCCUCAGCCGAGGUACGACAUGUUCGACUCCAAUCGCCACGGGACGAGAUGCGCGGGGGAGGUAGCUGCCACCGCCAACAAUUCACUGUGCGCCGUCGGCGUUGCAUAUGGCGCUAGUGUCGGAGGAGUAAGAAUGCUGGAUGGAGACGUCACGGACGCGGUGGAAGCGCGGUCUUUGAGCCUAAACCCUCAGCACGUGGACAUUUACAGCGCGUCCUGGGGGCCCGAUGAUGAUGGGAAGACCGUUGAUGGCCCAGGGGAGUUGGCUACGAGAGCUUUUAUUGAAGGGGUCACGAAGGGUCGUAACGGCAAAGGAUCCAUCUUUGUCUGGGCGUCAGGCAACGGCGGCAGAGAACAGGACAACUGCAACUGCGACGGCUACACCAACUCGAUAUGGACGCUGUCAAUCUCUUCCGCCACGGAACGAGGAGAGGUGCCAUGGUAUUCGGAGAUGUGCAGCUCCACUUUGGCCGCCACUUACAGCAGCGGUGCCAUUAAGGAAAAACAGGUGGUAACAACAGAUCUACGACACUCGUGUACAACGGGUCACACGGGCACAUCAGCGUCUGCGCCGCUUGCCGCCGGCAUAUGUGCGCUUGCGCUGCAAGCCAAUCGGGACCUCACUUGGCGGGAUAUGCAGCAUAUAGUGGUGAGAACAGCCAGGCCUGAACGACUGAGCAUGGGUGGAGAGUGGCUGGUAAACGGCGUCGGCAGGAACGUCAGCCACUCUUUUGGGUAUGGCCUGCUGGACGCAGCCGGCAUGGUGCGCCUGGCAAAGACCUGGAAGACUGUCCCGCCCCAAAAGAGGUGUGAACUUACGGCUCCAAGACCGCAAAGAGCCGUACCACCGAGGUCCACAGUUACUUUACAGCUGGAUGUGGGCGUGUGUCCUGGAGUGAACUACUUGGAGCACGUACAAGCUCGCGUCUCCUUAUCCGCCGCGCGCCGAGGUGACCUGCGCAUCGCUCUGACAUCGCCCGCCGGCACCAGGGUCACGCUACUAGCACCCAGAGCACACGACUCGUCUCGCGCAGGGUUCAAUUCUUGGCCCUUCAUGUCUGUCCACAUGUGGGGUGAGUCGCCACUCGGCAUUUGGCAACUUGAAGUCACCAACGAAGGACGUUAUAUGGCUGGUCCGUUGACUCAAUGGGAGCUGAUCUUCUAUGGAACAGAGACACCACCCCAUGAAGAGGACAUACCACAGCCAAACACAAACUCCUUAGGAACCAAUAUCAAGAUGCAGCAUGGCAACUCUGGCUUACAUUCUGCAGUGCCGGUGAGCGUCAGCAAACCUCCGUGGAACCCUGAGGAGCCGGAGUCAGUCGAGGAAGCCAGACAAAACACCAUAGAUGAUGACCUGGCUUUGGUCUGGCAUGAUUCUAAUGCUAUUCGCGAGGAUAGUCUAGGCGUCGAGGCGGGCGUUCCUGGCGCGGGGCGCCAAUACGCCGGCCACAGCGGGUGCGCCACACUUGCCCCGUCACCACCACACUGCCUAGAAUGCGCGAAGGGUUUGCACUUGUACGCCGGUCGAUGCUACAGACGGUGUCCGGACGGAACCUACGCCAGUGAGGUGCUCACCGAGCGCAGCUCAAGACGUCGUAAUUUUACCAUUUUAGAAGGAACCACUCCUGCCCCUCUUGUAAUGAAGCGGCAAGGUGGUAGGCCGACAGCUACAGAAGCUUUGGACAUGGAACCCGAGGGAAACACUCAAGUUAAAGCCCCUCUCAUUUGUCUUCCAUGUCACUACACGUGUGCCACGUGCUCAGGUCCCCACAACAGUCAAUGCGUCUCCUGCCUCGACGACGCAGAACUUUACAAUGACACUGGCAUCGAAACAAAAGUCUACUGCUACCCUAAAACAUUACUACCCCACAUAAACAAUGCUAAUUGGCAUUACAAAGUUAACAUCGGCCUGUCCAUUGUCUUGUUUAUAAUCGGUUUCAUUGUUUUGUAUAUUUUUGUCGCUUUCCUUCUGAGAAGGUGUGGUUUUAGCUAUUACAGCUCCAAUAUUAACGUGGCGUAUAAUAAAUUGGCUAGUGAUGAAAAGACAGAGAGUGCUUUUGAAAUUGAAGACGAGAUCAACAAAGCUUUGAAGGACUCCAGCGAAAGUGAAUCUGAAGACGAUUUGAAUUUAUAGCACUUGGUGAAGUUCCGUAGGGAGUAUUACGAACUCAACGAUCAAUACAAUGUUAGUGAUUAGAUACUUGAACGAAUGCAGGGCUCGUGUUGUGAUAUUAUUGAAUCGUCACAAUUUUUUAGCGUUACGUCUGAGGGAAACUUUUAAAAUUUCGUAAUGGUCUUUUUAUGGAGACGACUGUAAAUGAUAAUUUGUAAGAAUAUCAACGAAUGUAUAUCGUUUGAUGAGUACAAUAAAUAUUCUUAGAGCCACCAACAUAGUGAUGCAAACAGAUAUCGGAAUAGACUUAAAUAAUAUUGACCUCAAGUAAGAAGUGGUAUUGUAUUUUUAACAGACUUCAAAAAAGGAGGGUUUCAAUUCGACUACAUUUUUUUUGUGUACUCUGACAUUUGUGAACCGAUUUCGACGAUCCUUUUUUCUUGGAAUGGAGGGGAAUCAGUAGUGGUAACAUUGAAAUUUGAAGUAAAUAUCCUACCCCUACGAGUGGUAAAUUACGAGAUGACUCAGGUUUAUUGGCUUUCAUGGAUUUCACCCAAUUUCCGAUUGAUCAGAUUUCAAUAAAACUUGGCAAAUACAUGUAAUUCCACACUUUUCCGGGAUACCAAAGGGAGGUAUUAUUUACUCGUCUAACUUUAAUUUUAUGUAAAUAUACCCUGAUCAUUUUUCGGUCUCUGUAUGCACUUUGUUGGUGGCAAUUUUGUAUAAAUUAACGAAACCCAAAGAGUUAAGCUCUUGUGACUUUUGGCAACCAUUUCUUUACUUUAUUAUCUUUCUAUAGUCUUUUUCGCUCUCCUGUUAGCGAUUUUUGAAAGCCUUUUAAUAUAAACGUGACAAGUCUUAGAAUUCAAAUGGUCAUUUUUACGUCUACUAUACAAAAUAAGUCAAAAACCUUGUAAGUGGCUGUAACGCUAACCGCGAAAAGCGAAGAUAAAGAAACUGACAGGAGUUUGACACCUCAACAUAAUAAAAAAUGUGUCAUAAAUGCAUUGACUUACAAAUAAAUGGACGACGGGUCUAAUACAAAAACCACGAAAAAAAUGUCCCAAGU
This is a messenger RNA of Hyposmocoma kahamanoa, 4154 nucleotides long. It is a transcript of the gene Fur1, whose product is annotated as furin-like protease 1. Gene Ontology annotation, molecular function: serine-type endopeptidase activity. The record is from RefSeq and is a predicted model, not a curated record. Gene Ontology annotation, cellular component: trans-Golgi network; Golgi membrane. Gene Ontology annotation, biological process: peptide hormone processing. NCBI's taxonomy places the organism in Eukaryota, Metazoa, Arthropoda, Insecta, Lepidoptera, Cosmopterigidae. Bases 320 to 3106 code for a protein of 928 amino acids. The transcript has 15 exons.